CAACACAUAGCUACCCAGGCUUUAUCCUCGCUCACAAUCCAGCCUUUUCAACCUUUUGCUUACUCAUCCAAUUCAGGCCAACCCACCCUUUGUCUUCCCAACCCAUACAAUAACGCAUCCUCUCAGUCCGACCUUUUCACUCCCUGCUUCGAUACCUACUUUGUGAAACCUUGUCGCAAGCUCAUGCUGUGGUUCCAAUUACACAACUAUCAUCUGGAUACUGCAAUUAGCUUUAGACCUAUUGUUGAAAUCAAUAUCAGUGGCCUUGCUAACGUGUUCCUCACUACUCGAUCCUUUCUACUGGUUUUUUCUGAGAAAAGGGUGAAGCGUACCAUGAAUGAUUCUUCCGAAAUAGACAUUGACUCUGUCAUUGACAGGCUGCUGGAAGUACAGCUUGCAGAGUUUGAAAUCAAAUACCUUUGCACAAAAGCGAGGGAGAUUUUUAUUGCUCAGCCCAUACUUCUUGAGCUCGAAGCUCCAAUAAAAAUUUGCGGCGAUAUACAUGGUCAAUACUACGAUUUGUUAAGGUUAUUUGAAUAUGGUGGAUUCCCUCCGGAAGCAAAUUAUCUUUUCCUUGGCGACUAUGUUGACAGGGGAAAGCAAUCACUGGAAACAAUCUGCCUUUUGUUGGCGUACAAGAUAAAAUAUCCCGAGAAUUUUUUCAUUCUGCGAGGAAAUCAUGAAUGCGCAAGUAUUAAUCGUAUUUAUGGAUUUUAUGAUGAAUGCUUAUCACCCGAUCUUCAGAGUAUGGAACAAAUCCGAAGGGUCAUGCGACCAACAGACGUACCAGAUACCGGCCUAUUAUGUGAUUUGCUGUGGUCCGACCCUGACAAGGACAUCACUGGUUGGAACGAAAACGAUCGUGGUGUUUCUUUCACAUUUGGUCCUGAUGUCGUCAGUCGGUUUUUGCAAAAGCACGAUAUGGAUUUGAUAUGUCGAGCACAUCAAGUAGUAGAAGAUGGUUAUGAAUUCUUUGCCAAAAGGCAACUUGUUACCCUAUUCUCUGCGCCAAAUUACUGUGGCGAAUUUGAUAAUGCCGGUGCGAUGAUGAGUGUGGACGAAACUCUUAUGUGUUCGUUUCAGAUUCUUAAGCCGGCUGAAAAGAAGAAAUACCCUUCUUAUAACUCAGGACGACCAGUAACCCCUCCACGUAAUCACAAUGCAGCACGAGCGGUACCCGCGACCAAUAGUAAAAAGAAGAAGGAAAUGGCCAAGGUUACAUAA
Acaulospora morrowiae is the source of this 1224-nucleotide messenger RNA. The record is from the annotation of a GenBank genome assembly. NCBI's taxonomy places the organism in Eukaryota, Fungi, Glomeromycota, Glomeromycetes, Diversisporales, Acaulosporaceae.